Messenger RNA from Cordyceps fumosorosea ARSEF 2679, 999 nucleotides. Its product is annotated as NAD(P)-binding domain protein. The transcript is spliced from 4 exons. The record is from RefSeq and is a predicted model, not a curated record. Lineage: Eukaryota; Fungi; Ascomycota; Sordariomycetes; Hypocreales; Cordycipitaceae. The coding region runs from base 1 to 999 and encodes 332 amino acids.
AUGCCCUCUUCGAAGUUCACCGUGGACUCCUUGCCCAGCCUCUGUGGCAAGACCUACGUGGUGACGGGUGGAAACGCUGGCAUCGGAUACUCUACAGUGGCCGGCCUGGCCGCCCGCGGCGCCAGGGUGUACGUGGGCGCGCGUAGCGAGGUAAAGACUUCCGAGGCCAUCACCGCGAUCAAGGCCGCGACGCCUUCCGCCGACGUGCGCUUCUUGCCGCUGGACCUGUCCAGCCUCGUCAGCGUGGUGGCCGCAGCCAGGCACCUGCGCAGGACCGAGACGGCGCUGCAUGGGCUGAUCAACAACGCGGGCAUCAUGGGCGUUCCAUUCUCCACGACGGAGGACGGCUAUGAAGCAAACUACAUCGCGCACUUGCUGUUGACGCAUCACCUCCUGCCGCUUCUGCAAGCGACGGGCGCGGCGACGGCGCAGAUGACCCGCCUGGUCAACGUGACCUCAAACGGUCACGAGCGCUUCGUACCCCCGGGAGGCAUCGCCUUUGACGACCUCGACCUGGAGUCGCGAAACGCCAUGAUACGCUACGGCCAGAGCAAGCUCGCCAACGUCCUGCACGCCAAGGAGCUGCACCGAAAGUACGGGCCUGGCGCGUCCGGGGCGCCGGGGCUGGCAUCUGCACGGCGGCCGUUCAUCCAGGCCACAUCAACACGUAGGAAUACCGCUCGCCACGCGAGGAGCAUAAACCUCAACAAGCAAGCCACCGGCGCUGCACCGAGCCUGCUCCUCCGUGCCGUGACGCCCGUCAUGCGCUGCGUCAGGAUCUUGGACGAGCAAUAUAAGGGAGCCCUAUCGUCUCUAUUCGCCAUUGCGAGCGAUGACUUCACGACAUCCGAUUCCGGCGCAUAUGUGAUCCCGUACGCGGUGAUUGGCUCGCCCAGCAUCUACGCGCAGGACCCGGCGCUGGCGACGAAGCUGUGGGAGUGGACAGAGGCCCAACUCUCCGAAAUGGGACUCCUUCAGAUGGAUGCGGUAAAUCAUUGA